GUUAUUUUUGUCAUGAAAAACCAAACUUUAAAACUCAAAAUUGCGCUCUAUUGCAAUUUUUUAAUAAAACACAGAAAAAACUGCUCCUAGGAAGAGGAAACAGAUAAAACUGCUUGUAACUUCUGGUAGGAAUGUCGGAUAGACAUGAAACAAAAACCUCAAUGUAGGUCUCACUUAGACCUACAUUUCAGUCGCGGAGGCAGUAGCCAAAGCGGAGCAGCCAAAGGCGGACCCGACCAACGCUGCUUGUAGUGUUAUUGUAGUAUUUGAAUAAGUGCAGCAUUCAUACGGAAAAUUCCAUAAAUGUGUAGGUUUUGUAAAAUAAUGCAAAUAAUGCACAUUGUUUGUUAUAUUGGGCAAAGCUUUUUUUUUUUUUAAUUUUGCAAGGCACAUGUGUUUAUUAUUUUGGCAUGCAUCACUCCAAUAACUAUCUCAUUAUUUCCACUUUGUGGAUGCUAUUCACAUAUCUUGCAUUUAUAUUCUUGUAUUUUGGGAUUGUGUCAUGAUUGACUUGACGUGUGAAACGUUUGCCGUGACGUCACGCCCGAGACGGCCUUGUAUUGGUCGCCUGGUCACGUGACUCGUGCUACUUCCGCUCUCCGGGUUGUUUCGGUAGCCAUGACAACGAGCUCCCCUCCCGCCGCCCAAAGUUGUCUUCGAUGGCUACAAAGAUGACUUCCUUCCCCAAACCGCACCGAAAGACUUUAAAAUGCACGGUGCGGCUGGAUAUCCACACAGUGACAUGUCCUGGCAUAGACCUGUACAAGAAGGGGGGCAUCUACUUCAACGUUUGCAUCAUGGGGCAGUCCCAGAGGACGUCCUGCUUGCCGCCACGCUUUCCUCUCCAUUUCAAUCAGCGCUUGGUUUUUGAAAAGACUUUCCCCGGCGUUGUUGACCCUGCUGCAGUGGCUGAACUCCUGAAAGCUGACACUACAUAUUUUGAGCUGAUUCAAUUGGCGUCUCCAGAGAAAAAGAUCCUGGCCACAAUGACCGCAAGCAGCAAGCACUUCCUGUACCCCGGCCCCAAUAUGAGUUUCAUUGAUGACUCCGCAGACAGAGAUGCGGAGAUGAGGGCGAGGUCCUGCUCACUUGGUGGAGUCCUGCCCACCGUGGCCUUUUCCGUGGCGUCCUUCAUUGAAGAGUGCGAGGAGAGAGAGAGCCUGCCUGACAGGAAGCCUCCCUACACCCAGCAGAAAGUGAUGCCCCGCUUUUCCCCACCAAAGCCCCUUGUGACCUCAGCCCCCAGGUCUCCAAACAUUCCAAGGUGGUCGUCACCAAGACGUUGUCCCUCGCCGCCGGCCUGCUUCCACACUUCCUGCAAACACAGGGCACAAAGGAAUCCGAAGAUGCACGGUGUUUAUAUGGAACCGGGCUAUCAGCAGCCCACCGUCGCCUCCAUGACACGCGCCCUGUCGCCGUACACCCAUCGGAAAAUGUGCCAGCUCUCCAAAGACGCCGAGCAGAGGCUCAAUCACCUCCAGCUCGGGCCGUACUACUUCAGGAAGGAGACGGAACGCCGGCCUCCAUUUUUGGUUCCGACUUCCAGCAGUCGAAUGGAAAGGUCGCCACCAGAGAGUAACGUGCACUGCUGCCGCCAAGUCAGCUUCCGAGAUGACAACACUGGUUCUUUCUACGGCCGUUACAGACGCAGAACAUCCAGACAGCAGCAGCAGCAGCUGGGGUUACAUUCGCUGUGCACGUCGUCUCUUGGGUCGUCAUUCAGACAAGAUGGCCUGACCCGAAGCCCUCAGAGGAGCGCCUCCAUCGCGGCCUCGUCUCAGUAUAGAAGCCCUGUGACAUCCGUGCAUUCCCACAGGGAAAGGCUACAGACCAGUGAGACCAGUCCAUCAUACUGGGAGCAGAUCCACAGCCGGGUCCAGAAGAUCCUGCUGACACACGGCGUGUCCAUGGACGCAGAGAUUGGCCUCUAACCCUCCCAUCCCGGCUAAAAGUAACUGAAACACAAACGCUGUUGCGUAUCGUACAGUAUGUCUCACACACACACACACACACACACACCUUGUUACCUCGCAGUGAGUCUCACGCACGCCAUUUCAUCUCCAUUUGAUGAUCAUUCACAUCCAAAACAUCCCCUCUGGGCCUUUUUGUCUUCCUCCCGCUUAAAAAGAGCCAUGCUGCAGGGGUGAUGUUAAAAGCCAAGACGAGACAUUUUUUCUUUUUUUUCUCUAAAGCUGCAUGUGAAAUCAUGCGGGAAUAGAAAGAGCAACGUGGGUGUGUGUGUGUAAGUGUGUGUGUGGGUGUAAGUGUGUGUGUGGGUGUGCGUGUGUGGGAAGGGUGAAAGCUGCAGAUCUUCACAGCACAAGAAGGUAGAGAGAAAGGAUGUGACAAGAGUGUAUUGAAUGGAAAGAUUAUGACAAAAAUGAAAUAAUUUACUUUUUAAAGGUAUUGUAAUGAUGGGGAGAAAGGUAAUUCUACCAAAAAUCUGCUUUAAUGAAGAAUUGUUGUCAUUCUAAUCAAAGCUGAUUUCAUUUAAAAAUGGAAUCCCUUCCACCUUUGGCAAAACAUAUAUACAUAUAUAAACAUAUAUAUGUAUAUAUGUUUAUAUAUGUAUAUAUA
This is a messenger RNA of Nerophis ophidion (straightnose pipefish), 2577 nucleotides long. It is a transcript of the gene spata6, whose product is annotated as spermatogenesis associated 6. The record is from RefSeq and is a predicted model, not a curated record. NCBI's taxonomy places the organism in Eukaryota, Metazoa, Chordata, Actinopteri, Syngnathiformes, Syngnathidae. Gene Ontology annotation, molecular function: myosin light chain binding. The transcript has 12 exons. Gene Ontology annotation, biological process: spermatogenesis. The coding region runs from base 660 to 1931 and encodes 423 amino acids.